ACUACUACAAUCCCAAAAGCUUUCUCGCUAAAAGCCAUUUCAAAUCUCCACAGAUUUCUCCACAAAUUCUCUCUCGUUUUCUCAGUUUCUUCCUCAAAAUCUGAGGAAAAGAGCCGAGCUACAAUGGAUCAAUACCACGUCUAUGGAGCCAUUGGACGAGGAAAAUACUCGACUGUGUAUAAAGGGAGGAAGAAGAAGACAAUCGAGUAUUGCGCCAUUAAGAGCGUCGAUAAAUCGCACAAGAACAAGAUUCUUCAAGAAGUUAGGAUUCUGCAUUCUCUUGGCCACCCAAAUGUUUUGAAGUUUUAUUGUUGGUACGAAACUUCAGCUCACUUGUGGUUGGUUUUGGAGUAUUGUGUUGGAGGAGAUCUCAGAACUUUGUUACAGCAGGAUGGUCAGCUGCCGGAAGAUUCAAUCCAUGAUUUGGCUCAUGACCUUUUAAAAGCUUUGCAGUUUUUACAUUCAAAAGGAAUUAUAUACGGUGAUUUGAAACCUUCAAACAUCCUAUUGGAUGAGAAUGGGAGGACAAAGCUAUGUGAUUUUGGCUUGGCUAGAAGACUGAAUGAAAUAUCAAAAGUCCCUUCUUCCUCGUUGCCACAAGCAAAACGAGGAACCCCAUGUUAUAUGGCCCCUGAGUUGUUUGAAGAUGGAGGAGUCCAUUCAUAUGCAUCUGAUCUCUGGGCUCUUGGCUGUGUACUAUAUGAAUGCUACACAGGGAUACCUCCUUUUAUUGGGAGGGAAUUUACUCAGCUAGUAAAAUCCAUCCUCUCAGAUCCAACUCCACCUUUACGAGGUUCUCCUAGCCGCCCUUUUGUAAAUCUAAUAAAUUCUUUAUUGGUAAAAGAUCCAGCUGAAAGAAUACAGUGGUCAGAGCUUUGUGGGCAUGCUUUUUGGAGAAGCAAGCUAAUCCCUGUGCCAUUACCACCUCAACCUGCUUUUGCUAAUAUGAUAGGAAUGUGUGAUAAGCCAUGUCUCUCAGAGCGUAAUGGUGAUAAACCUUCCCAAAAUAGAACCCCUCCUAAAUCUCGUGAAAAAGAUGUAAAAGGAGCUCUCAAGCAGGACGAGAAUCUAACAUCAAAAGGUAGUGAGACACCUGUUAAGAGUACUCCAGGCAGUCGCAGAACUCAACCAAAAGUUUCUGGCAGAGUUCUUGAAGAGAAGCAACGAAAUAAGUCUGGUAAUACUAGGGGUGUGAACCUCUUAAGACUCUCGAGAAUAGCAAAAUCAAAUUUGCAGAGAGAGAAUGACAAGGAAAACUACCGAAGGCCCAUGUGUACAAAUUCGGAAAAUGAUUCUGAAGUCAAAAUUGAGAACACUGAUAUGGAACUUGAUUUUAAUGAGAACAAUGAAGAUGAAGGACAUGACGAAGCUGAUGGAUCUGACAACCAAGCUUGUACACCUGAAGAUAAGUUGUCUAACCAAAAUCAGCAUAAUGGAAAAGUUGAAGACAUGGAAAUUGUAGAGCAAUCAGACGUCUCAGAUGAACCAAGAAAAUUUGAGCAGGAAUCAUCUCAAGAACACAUUGAAGUGGCUGCAACUCCACCAACUGCUAGUCCACAACUUAAGAAUCAGAGAAUCAAAGAAGGCGUGGAAUCUGUUCUUGAAUCUGAUUCUACAAAAUCAUCUGAUAAUCUUUUACAGGUUCUUUGGCAUGCAACAGAUCUCUCGGUUAGACCUGUAAUGCCCAGUAGAAAAUCUGACAAAGUGCUAGAUGUGAUUCCUUCGCUUCCCUUUGAGGCAUUGCAGGUAUCUGAGUUUGCGAAAAAGUCUAAGGAGCAUUUGGAUGCACUCAAUAAUAAGAUUAUAGCCAUAUUACAUGGAAACAGUAGCAUUUCAGAGAAACAGAAUGUAAUCAGAUACCUUGAAAUGUUGAGCACUAAUGCUGAUGCAGCCAAUAUGUUGACCAAUGGACCAAUAAUGCUCAUGCUUGUUAAAAUGCUUCGACAGUCUAAGACUUCGGCUUUGCGAAUCCAACUUGCUUCAUUGAUUGGUUUAUUGAUUCGGCAUUCUACUUUUAUUGAAGACAGUUUGGCAAAUUCUGGAAUUUUAGGUUCACUUACUGAUGGGCUAAGAGAUAAACAGGAAAAGGUGAGGAGAUUUUCAAUGGCUGCAUUAGGUGAGCUGCUAUUCUAUUUAUCAACCCAAAAUGAGCAUACCAAAGACAAGAAUCCGUUAGAAUCUCCAUCAAAGGAUACCCGGUCUUCGGCUGGGUGGCAGGUUCCAAAUUCACUGAUCUCAUUGGUGUCAUCAAUUCUACGAAAAGGAGAGGAUGAUAUAACUCAGCUUUAUGCUUUGAGGACUAUCGAAAACAUUUUUAGUCAAGGAGCGCACUGGGUGGCUCGUUUCACCAGCCUGGAUCUGAUAAAUAACUUGUGUUAUAUAUAUAGGGCUGCUGGGAAACAGGAGACCAUGAGGCUUACAGCAGGAUCAUGUUUGGUCCGCUUAGUUUGUUUCAAUCCUCAAAGCAUUCAAUCAGUCAUAGAAAAACUCUCAUUCAAAGAUAUGGCAUCUGCCCUUGUCAAGGGUAGUCUAAGGGAGCAGCAAAUCAGCUUAAACCUUCUAAAUACGGCCAUGAUUGGAAGUCAUAUGUUCACAAAUAUUGGCAAGUAUCUUUUACCAUUAGCAGAGGAUAAGAAUCUUGUCCUGGGUAUUUUGUCUAUUAUUGAGCAUGGAAGUGAAGUUUUGAAAGGGAAGGCACUUGUUUUUGUUGCUCUCCUUUGCAAGAAUGGUAGGAGGUGGCUACCACAAUUUUUUUGCAAUGCAAGAUUUCUUUCUGUGGUGGACAGACUGGCAAAAGAGAAGGAUCGAUUUCUGCAGCAGUGCUUGGAUGCAUUCGUAAAUGUUGUUGCCUCUACGAUUUCCGGUUUAUUGGAUAUCAUAACUGGAGAAGUUCAGCAAUUGAUGGGAGGAAGACGCCAUGGUCAUUUUUCUGCCCUUACUAGUCGAGCUGCUCCAAAGAGUAACAUUCAAUUACUUCCGGUGGUUCUUCAUUUUCUUGGAAGCUCAUCUUUCAAGCACAAGGUGGUUAAUGCUCAGGUGCUGCAACAGUUGGCAAAUCUAAUCAAACUUACAGAGACUCCUUUUCAGGGCAGGGAUGACUUCCAAAUAACCCUUCUCAGAAUACUUGAAUCUGUGUCAGAGGAAUCACCUGUGAUUGUUGAAUGCCCUGAUAUUUUUAUCCGUGAAAUUCUCCCAAGUUUGGCCGUUCUGUAUAAGGGCAACAAGGAUGGUGACGCCAGAUUUUUGUGUCUGAAAAUUUUGUUCGAUGUUAUGGUUACUCUCUUGAACGAAAGAUUUGAAGAUGAUCAUCGGUUGAAGGGUUUGGAGACCAUUUCCAAUAAGCAUUUCCUCCCUCUCUAUCCCUCCUUGAUCGAAGACGAAGACCCCAUUCCCAUGUAUGCACAAAAGCUUCUCGUGAUGCUCAUCGAGUUCAACUACAUUCAAAUCUCUGACAUUCUACAUCUAAAGACAAUUUCGCAGUGCUUUGAGUUCUUGCUUGGUGAUCUCUCAAAUGCAAAUGUUAGCAAUGUCAAGCUUUGCCUUGCUCUGGCAUCUGCUCCUGAAAUGGAAUCCAAGUUACUCUCCGACUUAAAGGUGGUUAGGAGGAUCGCAAAUCUUUUGGAGUUCGUCUAUGCAAAGGAUAUGGAAGACUUUCUAGAACCAACACUUGGCCUCUGCAAGGCUUUUCUCCGCCGAGCAGUCACUGGCAGGAGAGACUUCAUCUACACAAAAGAACCUGCUCUUUUAGGUGAUUGUUCUCCCGAAGCAUUCGGCGCAGUGGAUCAGCAGCAUGGAAUAAGAGAUAUCGCAGACUUUGGAAGCAACGUUUCGGUUUUGCUUGAGUUGUGUGGUCUCCAGGGAGCAACCAUGGCGGAUAUAGCUUCUGAAUGUGUGAUCUUGCUGCUCAAAGCCGCUCCAAGGGAAGCCACUGCUGGUCUGCUAACCAAACUCCCCAAGGUCAGCGCAAUUCUUGAGUCAUGGAGUAAAGGCAUAUCUCACUUACUGGUGCAGCGAAUGCUACACGCCCUUGGCUACGCUUGUAAGCUGUAUUUGUCACAAGCAAUGAUACUGUCCAUAUCGAUACCUGAAGUUUCAAAGAUUGAAGCCAUUCUGUCUGACCUCAAAAGCUCUGGAAUUCCCGGUCUAGCCAAUGCUGCUUCACUUGUUGCCGUGGAGUUACAGCGCCUGCCUCGUUGCAUUUGAAAUCCCGGCAAUUGAACUUCAGAGUAAUUGAUCUUUUUCAGAAGAGCAUGAAAGAAAGACGUGCAUAGUAUAUCAGAAGACCGUAUAGGGAGAAGGUCAAUGACUCAUUUUGGCGAGUCAACAAAAUCCUUCUCUGCCUAGUAUUUUCAGUUACUUUUUGCUCGUCUCGGGCCAUAGUUUAAUCACUGUAUACCUUGUAUCUCCGUUCUCAUGUAAGUGUAUUUUUUCUUCUUUUUUUUUUUUAAUUAUUCCUUUUUGGGUUCUGUUAGAACUUGAAUUUGAGAAAUUCGCUAAAAUUCCUGUACUCUUUUCCGCUAUGUAUCAAU
Messenger RNA from Morus notabilis, 4529 nucleotides. RefSeq names its product serine/threonine-protein kinase RUNKEL. Gene Ontology annotation, biological process: cytokinesis by cell plate formation; protein phosphorylation; phragmoplast assembly. NCBI's taxonomy places the organism in Eukaryota, Viridiplantae, Streptophyta, Magnoliopsida, Rosales, Moraceae. Gene Ontology annotation, molecular function: ATP binding; microtubule binding; protein kinase activity. The transcript is spliced from 11 exons. The record is from RefSeq and is a predicted model, not a curated record. The coding region runs from base 124 to 4203 and encodes 1359 amino acids.